Molecule: messenger RNA, 10104 nt
Organism: Labeo rohita (rohu)
Lineage: Eukaryota; Metazoa; Chordata; Actinopteri; Cypriniformes; Cyprinidae
Gene: taok1a
Product: TAO kinase 1a
Exons: 20
Coding region: 257-3328 (1023 amino acids)
Biological process (GO): protein phosphorylation; execution phase of apoptosis
Molecular function (GO): ATP binding; protein kinase activity
Source: RefSeq, a predicted model, not a curated record
CGGACACUCAUGCUUGACAGCGAUCGAUAAGUUCGUCGGGACUGAUUUGGGGUCGGUAGGCGUGUUUCUGUCCGCUGGGUUUGUUGUUGUUGUGGUCGGAGGAGUUUUCUCGGGCUGGCUGCUCAUCCUGGCCUGUUGGGAGGGUUUUGGUCCGUAUGAGGCCGCGGUAUUGCAGAUGAGCCAUCAGUGGGGGCUGUCGUGUCGCAGACCCAGAUAGUGACUGGCGGCUGCGGCUGCGGCCCCGCCCCCUCCCAGCAUGCCCAACGCUGUUCGCGCGGGGAGUCUGAAGGACCCUGAGAUCGCAGAUCUCUUUUUUAAAGAAGACCCUGAAAAACUCUUCUCAGACCUGAGAGAGAUUGGUCAUGGCAGCUUCGGCGCUGUAUACUUUGCACGAGAUGUGCGGACCUCAGAGGUGGUUGCCAUCAAGAAAAUGUCAUAUAGUGGAAAACAGUCCAAUGAGAAAUGGCAGGAUAUAAUAAAGGAGGUGAAAUUCCUUCAGAGGAUAAAGCACCCAAACAGCAUAGAGUAUAAAGGAUGUUACUUGCGAGAGCACACAGCAUGGCUGGUUAUGGAGUAUUGUCUGGGGUCUGCCUCAGAUCUCCUCGAGGUACACAAAAAACCUUUACAAGAGAUGGAAAUAGCAGCGAUUACUCAUGGUGCUUUGCAGGGGUUGGCAUACCUUCACUCUCACAAUAUGAUUCACAGGGAUAUCAAGGCUGGGAACAUCCUCCUCACAGAGCCUGGACAGGUGAAGCUGGCAGAUUUUGGUUCUGCUUCAAUCGCCUCUCCUGCUAAUUCAUUUGUGGGUACUCCUUAUUGGAUGGCCCCUGAGGUGAUCCUGGCUAUGGAUGAGGGUCAGUAUGAUGGAAAGGUUGACAUCUGGUCUCUAGGAAUAACCUCUAUUGAAUUAGCUGAAAGGAAACCUCCACUCUUCAACAUGAAUGCAAUGAGUGCCUUAUACCACAUCGCGCAGAAUGAGAGUCCAACCCUGCAGUCCAGCGAAUGGACGGACUACUUCAGAAACUUUGUGGACUCCUGCUUACAGAAGUUGCCCCAAGAUAGACCCAACUCUGAAGAACUGCUGAAACAUGCGUUUGUCCAGCGCGAACGGCCAGAGUCGGUGCUUAUUGACCUGAUUCAGCGCACCAAAGAUGCUGUAAGAGAGCUAGACAACCUGCAGUACCGCAAGAUGAAAAAGAUCCUCUUCCAGGAGGCUCACAAUGGCCCUGCGGCAGAGGUCCCGGACGACGAGGAGGAGGUGGAGCACAGUGUUGGCCGCACAGGCACAGUGAACAGCGUGGGCAGUAACCAGUCCAUCCCUAGCAUGUCCAUCAGUGCGAGCUCACAGAGCAGCUCGGUUAACAGCCUGCCUGACGCCACAGACGCCACUGAUGAUAACAAGAGCGAGGUGGACCUGAUGGAGAAAGACCAAACCAUCAUACCCAACAGUUCUAUGAUUCACGUCAAACCGGAGGAAGAGAGCUACCAGGAAGAAACCGAGGCUCAGAAACAGCCCACAGAGCCCCAGUCUCCCCCAGCACAGACACCACGGCGUCAGUACCGGAAUCGAGAGCACUUUGCCACCAUCCGCACAGCCUCCCUGGUGACCCGUCAGAUUCAAGAACACGAGCAGGACUCUGAGGUGCGCGAGCAGAUGUCUGGCUACAAACGAAUGCGAAGGCAGCACCAGAAACACCUUCUGGCUCUUGAGAACAAGCUGAAGGGCGAGAUGGACGAGCACAGACUCAAGCUAGACAAAGAACUGGAGAACCAGAGGAACAGCUUCGCUGCUGAAAUGGACAAACUCAUCAAGAAGCACCAAUGCACCAUGGAGAAAGAUGCCAAGACUUUUACCAACGAUGAAAAGAAAUUCCUGCAGCACAUUCAGAGCCAGCAGAAGAAGGAGCUCAACAGCUUCCUAGAGUCUCAGAAACGCGAGUACAAGAUGCGCAAGGAACAGCUCAAAGAGGAGCUGAAUGAGAACCAGUCCACACCGAAGAAGGAGAAGCAGGAGUGGCUGUCCAAGCAGAAGGAGAACAUCCAGCACUUCCAGGCAGAGGAGGAGGCCAACCUGCUCCGCCGUCAGCGGCAGUAUCUAGAGCUCGAGUGCCGUAGGUUUAAACGGCGAAUUCUCAUCGCACGUCACAACGUGGAGCAAGAUCUCAUGAGAGAGGAGCUGAAUAAGCGUCAGACGCAGAAGGAUCUAGAGCAUGCCAUGCUGCUCCGACACCAUGAGUCUAUGCAGGAGCUGGAGUUCAGACACCUGAGCAACAUCCAGAAGAUGCGUGCGGAGCAGAUCCGCCUGCAGCACCAGACAGAACUCACCAACCAGCUGGAGUACAACAAGCGCAGGGAGAGGGAGCUCAGACGCAAACACGUCAUGGAGGUCCGACAGCAGCCCAAGAGCCUCAAGUCCAAAGAGCUCCAGAUCAAGAAACAGUUCCAGGAUGCAUGCAAGACCCAGACCCGGCAGUACAAAGCCCUGCGAAACCAGCUGCUGGAGAGCAUGCCGAAACCUGAACACAAGACCAUGCUGAAGAGACUGAAGGAAGAGCAAACCAGGAAACUAGCCAUCCUUGCCGAACAGUACGACCACACCAUCAACAACAUGCUCUCCACACAGGCUUUGCGUCUAGACGAGGCGCAGGAGGCAGAGUGUCAGGUGCUGCGCAUGCAGCUGCAGCAGGAGUUGGAGCUGUUGAAUGCAUAUCAGAGUAAGAUCAAGAUGCAGACGGAUGCACAGCAGGAGCGAGAGAGGAAGGAGCUGGAGCAGAGAGUGUCCCUCCGAAGAGCCCUACUGGAAACUAAGAUCGAAGAAGAGAUGUUGACCUUGCAGAACGAGCGCACAGAGCGGAUCCGUAGCCUACUGGAGCGCCAGGCCCGAGAAAUUGAAGCCUUUGACUCAGAGAGCAUGCGCUUGGGCUUUAGCAACAUGGUGUUGGCUAACAUUUCUCCUGAGGGCCUCAGCCACAGCUUCCCUGGGGCCCCGGCCAGUUGGAUCCCCCAUCAGCAUCACUCAGAUGGCUCUCAGGGGACACAGUGGGGCAGCAGCUCUGGUUCAGGGUCCGGCCACCACUACCACUCCAGUCAGGGAGGAGCACAGGCCCAGCAGGGCUGGGGCCAAGCCAUCCCAGGAGGUGGGCUUCCUCCAUGGGGCCACUCCCCAUCGGGCCCCCAAGGGGCCAUGCCAAAAAGCAGCGUGGGGAUGCGGAACAGCCCUCAGGCACUUAGGAGGACCACCUCAGCGGGGCGCACUGAGCAGGGCAUGAGUAGGAGCACCAGCAUCACAUCUCAGAUAUCCAACGGUUCGCACCUGUCCUAUACAUAGACACCAGUGCGUUUGUGCCAACCCUGCACACACAAAAACACACACUCACACAGGGUAGGGGAACGCACUGGCCCACACUAAAGACUGGCACAGAGAGCAGAGCUAACUGCACUUGUCUACCUAUCUCCCUCUUUUUCCUUCUCUUUCUCAUUUCACUUUCCUACAUGCAGACGUGCAUGUAAACGAUAGUAAGUAUCGCUCAGGUCAAAAGAUAUUCUAAUUUUGCAUAGACUUGUUUGACAGCCAUGCAGAGCUAAAAACACUAGUCUGAUUUCAAGCUCACUUGAUGAGAUUCAUUUAAUGCUAAAUGUUAUAGAGAAAGAUAUAUAUAUAUAUGUAUAUAUAUAAUAGAUGUUUAUUAAUUUAGCUUUAGUCCACUUAAUGUGGAUUCAUAAACCAAAAGGAUUUUAAAAGGCCAUAAUUUUUAAGAUUUGCAUCCGUAAUGAUUAUGUAAGUAUACAGUCUAAGCUGUCAGCCUGCUGUCAUGCUCUUAGGAAAAACAAUUUGGGUUUUAAACGAAUUAAGAAAUGGAUUAAGUGUGCAGUACGCUGUAAAAAAACAAUUUGUUGAUUCAACUUAAAAUAAUUUGUUACCUAGCUGCCUUAACUUGAAAAGUUAAGUUGUAUUAAGUGACAACUUAGAUAUUUGAGUUCAUUCAACUUAAACAACAAGCCCAGCUUUUAAGUUUAACAAACCAAAUUGGUCGUUUAAUCAACUCAUAUCUUAAGCUUUUACUUAGUACAACUUAACAUUUUAAGUUGAUUAAACUUAUUUGAGUUGACGGUACUUAGUCUGCAUGGUAACAAAUUAUUUUAAGUUGACUCAAAUUGUGUUUUUUUUUUUUUUUUUACAGUGUAUAUGUGAUGUCUGGGUUAGGACGAGAGCUGGCCAAUAUGUUGAUUUUAAGUGAAAGUGUUUUAGUUGUCAGAUGUUUGCCUACAUCAAGUACUGUAUUCAGAAAUUAAUGUGAAUAAAAAUACAUUUCACUAGGUUCAAAACUUGUCACUUGUUCAGUCAGCUUGUUUAAAGGUCAACGGGGCUGUCUUGCCCAAGCAGUGUGUUUUUGCAGAGUUAAGCGUUUUUUAUAUCUCCAGCAUACUUUUUGUUUGGUCUUUACUUGUAUUAAGCAACCUAAUUAUGGCCAGACAACCUGUCUACAGUCUUCUUAGCAUUUUGAAACACACUUUAUUUUAUUAGGUCAGCCAGCUUUCAUCUGGAUCAGGUGUCCAGACGCAUUUAGAUGUGGUGCUUUCUUGAUUAUUCGUUGUUAUGUGAUGUUUUAGGUGUGCAGUGCCAGCUUAAAGAUAUCAGAUAUAUGUUCAGUGCCUUGAAUGUGUUAAUGGUUUAAUUACUCAGUAGAAACAUGCCAAGAUGAAUGUUUUUGUGUAGCUCCCAAAUUUAGUUUAAUUACAUUCCCCAAGCUAGUAUUUGUCCAUUUAGGAAGAGUGUGAAUAUAUUUGGUUGUACACCUAUAUUAUCCCGCUAUGUAAAGCUAAACUCUUAUGUUAAGAAACUUUUGAGGUGCCUUUGAAAAGCUGCCAAGCAGAAGCACUUUAUGUAGUGUUGUGUUUUGAGGAAUAUUUUUACAGCGUUCUCAACUAUGAAAAUGACUAAUGCAGCCGUGAACUGUAGUGUGUGAUGGCGGAUGUCUAGUAUGUUUAUUGUUACUUUCAGUGGUCAUUUUAAGGAAGUGAUAGAUAUGAAUUCGUCAGUGGUUUUAGUACAGUACUGUCAUGAUUUAUCAAAUGAAAUAAUGCAGAAACUGUUUGAAUGUACUCUGUCCUCCAUCAGGUUUGUGUCAUGUUUUUGACACUCUGGGAAUGUAAUGAAUUGUGGGAGCAUGAACGACUUCCUUUUUUUCUGUAGGUCAUGACAGCAGGCUUUGUUAUGUGACACUUAACUGGCUCUUUUGGAGCGGGCAAACACUCAUGAUUUGGUCUCAUGACCUUCACACUAAAUAGCAAACGGUGUGUUCACUGUUUCAUGCUGAUUCACUACCAGUCAAACAUUUGGACACAUCUACUGCUUAUUAUAGUAUAUCCAGUAUAUACACACUACCAUUUAAAAAGUCUGGGGUCAGGAAGAUCAUUUAAGCAGGUUUCUUAAAUAUAAAUUUAAUAUAACUGUUUUCGGUUUUAAUAUAUUUAAAAAUUGUAUUUAUUUCUGUGAUGGCAAAGGUAAUUUUAAGCAACCUUUACUCCAGUCUUUAGUGUCACAUGAUCCUUCAGAACAGUUAUGCUGGUUCAUAUUUUUUGGAAAUCAUGAUCAAAUUAUUUCAGGAUUCUUUGAUGAAUAGAAAGUUCACAAGAACAUAAUUUAUUUCAAAUAGGUCAAUUACGGUUAUUGAACAAGUAUUUACAAGGAAUAACCAUCUUUGGAAAAUUACAUCGGGUGGAGGUUCUAAAUUUUGGCUUUGAUUACUUGUUGAUUAAUCAUCCAGCCCUAUUUGGAUAACAUUAUAAAUGUCUUUACUGUCACUUUUGAUCUAUUUAAUGUGUCCUUGCUGAAUCAAAAUUAUUUCUUUAAAAUAUUAUAGACCUCAAACUAUUGAAUCGUAGUGUAUAUUAGAGGAGAGUAGCCAAACUUCAACCAAUUAGCUUUUGCCAAAACAUUUUUCCGCACUGCUUUUCACUACAUGCAUACAAGAAAAUAUUAUAUAAAGUACAUAGUAAUUAUAAGUUUACAAAAAGGAGAGAUGCCAAGCAGAGACGUUUGUGAACGUGUGUGUCGGUGUGUGUGAUGAUGACUCACUUAUUUUGAGUUUUAAUCAGUUCAAUCUAAAAGAUUCACAGACAUGAAUCAAACUUACCAGCUUUAUCAUUCUAAUUACAUGAUCUUUAGGAAAGGCCAAAUUCUCUCAGCCACGUUUAUGAGGUUUAUCCUUGUAUGUUUUUUACAUAGUAUUGCAGUUGACGCAAUUGCAUUCAGUCAGGCGUGUCCAUGUUUGACUGGUAGUGUCUAUAAAGUACAUGUAUUUUAUUAAAUCAGUAGCUGCCCCAAAGAUUCUAACAGCCAAAAAAGGUAUUUUCUCCCCAUUUGUUGGCUGUUCUAAGUGACUGAGUCCAUGAGUAGAGUUUCCUCUUAAACAUGCAGGGAUCUUUUCCCCCCUUUCCCCCUGCUCUCUUUCUGUCCUCUGUGCCGCCCGUACCGCAGGUGUCAGUGCCCAGUAUUGUGCGGAUAUGAGCUGUGCUGCCGAUGCCCCUGCCUGCCCUCACUCUCCCCCACCGCUUUACAUGCCAUCACUCCACGCCAAGCUCCGCCUGGAUCCAGCGUCUCGACGCACGGAUGCCUGAAUGCACUUUCUUGGGGGAAUUUUUUCAAGCUAACUCUUUGUGUUCCCAAGCGAGUUUAUCGAGUUGGUUUGCUUUACAUCACUUUGACUGCAGGAGUCACGUCAACUGGCUCAUUCUUGUGAAAUUUUUAACUCACAUUUUAACACUUCUGAUGGAGUACAAUGUUACCCUCCCCCUCUUCUGUUUCCAUUGUGCAAUCAUUGGUGAAAACGAAACUCUCUGGGCAGGACGUGUCUCUCCCUUUCCUUAAUAGAUCUUGUGCGACCCUUGUUACCAAAUGAAUCCGGCUCUAAUGUGAAAGAGCGAGUAUAAAGCGUACCUAACAAACUCUGGGGAGAGUGUUGCUAUUGUAUAUUUGAGUUAAAAGAAAGAUUUUAAAUGCAUAGAAAUUAACUAAAUUGAUGGCGUAUGUUUUCCCAACAUCAGGAUUCUCCGCGUGUAGACAGGUUUUAAAGGAAAACUAUUAAGAAUUGUAAACGAUGUACCUUGUGCUUUUAAAUGGGUUUUCGGCCUGUGUACAAGGAGCCUCGGGGCUCCUCAGAGUUGAACUUCAGGGAGUAGUGUGUGUUUACACGUCACCUGUGCACACUUUGUGUUUCCAUUUGUAUUAGAAAAUCUGUCUGUCAUUCACAGGAACGUUUGGGUUCCUCUGUAUUCUCACCGCCUUUAAUCUGAACCCGCCAUUCACGCGAAUGUCAGAAGGUGCAGCUAUAAAAGGCACAGAAAAAUCUCCCAUAGGUCAUUUUGAUAUUUUGUAACCAACGGAUGAUCGGUUUUUGUUUGUUUUUAAUACCUUUUGGGUGAGGGCUGUUUGAAUUUGGUUGGCAUUACUUAUAAUUGUGUGUCAUACCUGCCACAGAUAUAGAUUACACGUUUUGUUUUUUUUUUUUUAUCCUAGAUUUAAACUUGUCCUACUGACUGAAUUUAGGGGAUAUGUAAGUAAUACUGAUAUAUGAGAAAUACUAGAUUGAAAUGCAAACUUAUUUUCUAAAUAAUGGGGGUUCAACCUCUGGUCAAACACUGUGCCAUCCCACAGCUGCCAAGCCCGGUCACUACUGCAUUGUCUCCUCUCCUGUUGACAGGCUAUGAAAGAGUGAUGGUUAUUUCAGUUCUGAUGGACCUGAACACUCCUAUCGCCAACACUACAAAGAAACGAAACGGGGAGCGAUAGAGAGGGGCUGGUCUACGGGGAAGGGCUACAUUUCUUGUAAAGAACAUCAGUAUUCAUUUGGUGUAGUCGAAACGGCAUACUAACGUACUGAGUACUGAAUUCGUUUUGAAAAGUGGUGCGUUAGUGUGCCGUUUCACACGCGUCCAUUGUCCUCUGGCUAAGCAUCACCACUAUAACUCAUAUGUAACCUGUAUCAAAAUGUAUAGAUCGUGUAUCAUGUUAUUGAAUGUCUAAAAAGGUUAUACAAAAAAUUUAAAAACAGAAUAAAUGGCUUGAAAUUGUAUUAAAGUAUUCAUGAAUCAGAGAAAACAAACGUCUAGAGAUAAAUGAACUAUUUUUUCUGUUCUGUAAUUACUGUUGUGUUGAUGGAGGAACACUGGUCAGAGGAUCCGCUGUAAUAAAAGUAAAUUUAGUACAAUGUCACGUCUGACUGUUUAUUUAGAAUAGUAUGAUUACUAGCAGCUGGAUGGAUUCAUACAAGCUGUUCAUGUGUCAGUCGGGGUUAUAGAUCUGAUUUAAAAUUGAAAUUUUCUUUGAGAAUUUGAUGUUGUGACUUUUUCUAAGAACUGUGAUAUAAACACAGAAUUGCGAGUUAUAAAGUCAGAAUAGCAAGACGUAACCUCACAGUUCGGACUUUUUUCUCAGAAAUGCAAGUUUACAUCGAUUGUGACUUUUCUUAGAAUUAUGAGAUAAUCGCAAUUCUUACUUUUUUCUCAGAAUUGUGUGAUAUAAACUCACAAUUGUGAGUUACAAAGGCAGAAUUGUGAGACAUAAAGUCAGAAUUACAAGCUCUAUAGAAAACUAUAAACUGAGAAAAUAUCAGUUUUUCCCCUCGCAACUGCAAGUUUAUAUCUUUAUAUAAUUGUGGGAUAAAAACUUGGAAAUUGUGAGAAAAAAGUCAGAAUUGCAAGAUUGCAGGACAAACUCACAAUUCUGAUAAAUGAAGUUGCAGUUUUGAUAAAUAAAGUCAGAAAUGAGAACUCAAUUUGGACUUUUUUCUCAGAAUUACGAGUUUUUUAAAUAUUUUUUAAUAUCUUGUGAGAUAUUAACUCGCAAUUCUUACUUUUUUUCUCAGAACUGCGUGAUAUAAACUCACAAUUGUGAGUUACAAAGUUAGAAUUGUAAGACAAACUCGCAAUUCUUAGAAAUAAAAUCAGAAUUAUAAACUAUAGAAAACUCUAUAUAAACUCUGAGAAAAUAAUUUUUUUUCCCCCCUCAAAAUUGCAAUUUUACAUCUCACAAUUCUAAAAAAAAAAAAAAGAUAAUUGUGAGAAAAAAAGUCAGAAUUGUGAGAUAAAAAUGUGCAAUUGUGAGAAAAAAGUCAGAACUGCAAGAUACAAACUCAAUUGUGAGACAAACUCGCAAUUCUGAAAAAUAAAGUUGCAAUUCUGAUAAAGGCAGAACUGUGAGACAUAAACUCGCAAUUCUUACUUUUUCUCAGAAUUGCAUGAUAUAAACACAACUGUGAGUUACAAAGUCAGAAUUGCUAGACAUAAACUCAGAAUAUGUAAAACUAUAAAAACUAAGAAAAUGUUUUUUUCCCCUCAAAAUUGGACUUUAUAACUCGCAACUGUGAGUUCAUAUCUCACAAUUAUAAAAACAAAUAAAGAAUUGUGAAUAAAAGUCAUAAUUGCAAGAUACAAACUCGUAAUUGCUAGACAAACUCACAAUUCUGGAAAAAAAGACAGGUUUGUGAGAUAUAAACUCAAUUCUGACUUUUUUUCCUCAGAAUUGCAAUUUCAAGUUCUAAGGUCAGAUUUGUAAGAUAUAAACUCACAAUUCUUACUUUUUCUCAGAACUGCGUGAUACAAACUCGCAUUGCAAGUUACAAAUAAAUUCUGAAAAAAAAGUCACUCGCAAAAAAGUUUAUAUUUUACAAUUCUGAAAAAAAAGUCAGAAUUGCAAGAUACAAAUUCACAAUUAUGAGAAAAGGUCAGAACUGCUAGGUACAAAUUCGCAGUUGUGAAAAGUGAAUUUUUAUCUUGCAAUUCUGAAUUUAUAUCUCGUAAUUGCGAGUUUUUAUCUCACAAUUCUGAGAAAAUAUAGUCAGAAAUGUUGCAAGUUGCAAGAAUAAAGUUGCAAUUACCUUUUUUUUUAUUCAGUGGCAGAAAUGGGCUUUGAUAUUUUUUUUAAUGUAUUAAGUUUCCCCAUAUCCUUUUUAAGUAAAUGUAAUUCUCAAAAAAAGUAUGUUGACUACAGUUUUGUGUAGUAUUUCACAACAGAAGACGGUUUAAUCCUGAGUUUGAAAAGUCAAAACAAUGUACAGUUGACAAAUUGUUCUAAAUUAAAAUUUUACAUUUUUGUUAAAAUGA